This is a messenger RNA of Thyridium curvatum, 1761 nucleotides long. RefSeq lists its product as uncharacterized. The record is from RefSeq and is a predicted model, not a curated record. NCBI's taxonomy places the organism in Eukaryota, Fungi, Ascomycota, Sordariomycetes, Thyridiales, Thyridiaceae. The transcript is spliced from 2 exons. Gene Ontology annotation, molecular function: ATP hydrolysis activity; ATP binding; ATP-dependent protein folding chaperone. Bases 1 to 1761 code for a protein of 586 amino acids. Gene Ontology annotation, biological process: protein folding. Gene Ontology annotation, cellular component: chaperonin-containing T-complex.
AUGGCCUCCAUGUUCGAGCAGCCCCGGAACGGGACUCUGUUCCUGGGUGGGCAGAAGAUCUCUGGUGCUGAUAUCAGGGACCAGAACGUCCAGGCAACCCAGGCUAUUGCGAACGUCGUGAGGAGCUCUUUCGGCCCCAGCGGCCUGGACAAGAUGAUGGUGGACGACAUUGGAGUAGGCAAUCACUCUAACGAACCCCCUCCUCCUGAGUUCCCGCGUGCUGACAAACGGCAGGAUGUUACGGUCACAAACGACGGCGCGACGAUUCUCAGUUUACUCGACGUCGAGCACCCCGCAGGGAAGAUCUUGGUGGACCUGGCACAGCAGCAAGAUAAGGAGGUGGGCGACGGCACGACCUCGGUCGUCCUGAUCGCCGCAGAGCUUCUCCGGAGGGGAAACGAGCUCAUGAAGAACCGCAUACACCCCACCACCAUCAUCACCGGCUACCGACUAGCACUCCGCGAGGCCGUCAAGUACAUGAACGAGAACGUCAGCAUCAAAGUGGACCAGCUGGGCCGUGAGUCCCUCAUCAACAUCGCCAAGACGUCCAUGUCGAGCAAGAUUAUCGGCGCCGACUCGGACUUCUUCGCCAACAUGGUCGUCGACGGCAUCCAGGCCGUCAAGACGACCAACAACCGCAACGAGACAAAGUACCCCGUCAAGGCCGUCAACAUCCUCAAGGCCCACGGCAAGUCGUCGCUCGAGUCGAUGCUCGUCAAGGGCUACGCCCUCAACUGCACCGUCGCAUCCCAGGCCAUGACCACCCGCAUCACCGACGCCAAGAUUGCCGUCCUCGACAUGAACCUGCAAAAGGAGCGCAUGAAGCUGGGUGUCCAGAUCACGGUUGACGACCCGCAGCAGCUGGAGCAGAUCCGUGCUCGCGAGUCUGGGAUGGUGAUUGAGAGGGUCGAGAUGAUCCUCAAGUCUGGCGCCAAUGUCAUCCUGACGACCAAGGGCAUCGACGACAUGUGCCUGAAGCUGUUCGUCGAGCGGGGAGCCAUGGCGGUGAGGAGAUGCAAGAAGGAGGAUCUGCGCCGUAUCGCCAAGGCCACUGGCGCUACUCUGCUGAGCACACUCUCUGACCUGAACGGCGACGACCGUUUCGAGCCCUCUUAUCUCGGUCACGCCGACGAGGUUGUCCAGGAGCGCAUCUCGGAUGACGAGUGCAUUCUGGUCAAGGGCACCAAGGUCCACUCAUCAGCCUCCAUCAUCCUCCGGGGCCCCAACGACUUCCAGCUGGAUGAGAUGGAGCGGUCGGUGCACGACUCCCUGUGUGCGGUAAAGCGGACUCUGGAGAGCGGCAGCAUCGUGCCUGGCGGCGGUGCCGUCGAGACUGCGCUGCACAUCUACCUCGAGGAGUUCGCCGGUACGGUGGGCUCGCGGGAACAGCUUGCCAUUGGCGAGUUUGCACAGUCCCUGCUGGUCAUUCCCAAGACCCUGGCUGUCAACGCCGCCAAGGACGCCUCGGAGCUCGUCGCUCAGCUGCGGUCAAGGCAUGCUCUGUCACAACGGACGCAGGAGGGCGAUGCAAGCGAGGACGAGAAGACGGUCGCCAAGAAGAAGGGCUACAGGAACUACGGUCUGGACCUGAUGCGGGGCAAGGUCAUCGACGAGAUCAAGGCUGGUGUUAUGGAGCCGAGUAUCAGCAAGAUCCGCCAGCUCAAGAGCGCUGUCGAGGCUUGCAUCAGCAUCAUGCGGAUAGACACCCUGAUCAAGUUGGAUCCGGAGCCGCAGGCGGAGGACGAUGGUCACGGGCACUAA